This is a messenger RNA of Sitodiplosis mosellana (orange wheat blossom midge), 1642 nucleotides long. Its product is annotated as jerky protein homolog-like. The transcript has 3 exons. NCBI's taxonomy places the organism in Eukaryota, Metazoa, Arthropoda, Insecta, Diptera, Cecidomyiidae. Gene Ontology annotation, molecular function: DNA binding. The record is from RefSeq and is a predicted model, not a curated record. The annotation marks the transcript as partial. Gene Ontology annotation, cellular component: nucleus.
AUGUCUGAUCGAAAACGAAAGAAAGUGACACUGUCCUUAUCACAAAAGGCUGAAAUUAUUGAAAAAUUGGGAAACGGUGUGAUGGCAAAACGGAUUGCUGAAGACUAUGGUGUCAGUGAAUCUGCAAUAAGUUAUAUUAAAGGGCAAAAGUCGCAAAUAUUAGAAGCUGUGUCGAGUACUGUUCACGAAAUUAAAAAGAAGUCAUUGCACAAGCCAGAUCAUGUGGAAAUGGAAGAAAAAUUAUACAAAUGGUUUGAGUUUCAACGUUCCAAACACUGUCCAAUCUCUGCACACAUUAUCAAAGUGAAAGCCAAAGCUAUUUUCGAGGAAAUGUAUCCUGAUAAGGACGAUUCAGCAUUUGUUGCAAGUAACGGUUGGUUUGAAGGCUUCAAGAAGAGGCACGGAAUUCGAUUUUUGACCGUAGCUGGUGAGAAACUGUCGGCGGACUUGACUUCUAUCACACCAUUUAUCCAUCGUCUUCAUGCAAAGAUACUUGAAAUGAAUAUCACCGAAGAUCAACUGUAUAAUGCAGAUGAAUCUGGCAUUUAUUAUCGAAUGUUGCCAAAACGAACAUACGUCUGUGCAUCAGAAACAAGCGCACCUGGUCGAAAAACUGCAAAAGAACGUUUGACAUUCAUGCUAACUGCGAAUUCAGGUGGAUCCCACAAAGUGAAACCGCUCAUAAUUGGAAAAUCGAAAAAUCCGCGAUGCUUCAAGGGAUUCAUCAAUCCAUUGCCGUAUGCGAAUUCAAAAUCAGCUUGGAUGACGCGAGACAUUUUUCGUGCAUGGUUUUUCAAUCAUUUUGUUAAGGAGGUUCGCGAAUUUGCAAGAGAAAACAAUUUGCCGCCGAAAGCAAUUUUGCUCAUUGAUAACUGUCCGGCCCAUGAAGAAUUGCAAACUGACGAUGGAAAUAUAAUUACGAUUGCUCUGCCACCAAACGUUACGUCUGUGCUACAACCAAUGGAUCAGAGUCCAAUAAACGUGUUUAAAAUGAAUUAUCGCAAACUACUUUUGUCGUCUGUUGUUGCAAAUGAAAACACAAAUAUUAUUCAGGCUUUGAAAGAACAUAACAUUCGUGAUGCAAUCGUAAUGAUGAAAGAUGUUUGGGCGAAUUUCUCGAACACUCUUCUGCAAAAUUCAUGGUCAAAGAUAAACAACUGGGAUAAAGAUGAUUACACAGAAGAGGAUUUAGUUUCAUUGUCAUCAUUAAGAGCACCAACUGUUGAUUACGAAAACGUUUUGGGUGAAGUUCAAACACUUUUGAAUUCAAUUGCACCGGACAGUGAAAUAGCAACGAAUGAAAUCGAAGAAUGGAAUAAUGACACAACAGAAAACGUUGAAUUGGAUGACGUCGACAGUUCUGACUCAGAAGGAGAAGCAGCGGCUGUAGUGAAAAUUCCACAUUCUGACGCGAUCGAUCAUGUCAACAAAUUAAUCGAAUGUUUGACCGAUGACGAAUCCAAUGAGCUGUAUCGGUUGAAUGUCGUGUUUGGAUACACAAAGAUGGAUAUUGCAUGUGACACGGGGGCACCGCGUACAUUUGUUCCGAAGAUUUUCUACGAGAAGCAUUUAUCACAGUAUCCGUUGGUUCGAUGUGAUACUCCAUACAAAAAUUAUUGUGGAAGGAAAAUCAAUUUAAUUG